Molecule: messenger RNA, 1071 nt
Organism: Hymenoscyphus albidus
Lineage: Eukaryota; Fungi; Ascomycota; Leotiomycetes; Helotiales; Helotiaceae
Source: the annotation of a GenBank genome assembly
AUUUACAGUAUCUACUCAUCUCAAAGUUCACGCAUACAAUUUGCUCUCAUCGGAAUAUUUCUUCAUUAUGCAUUCUUCGAUUCUCCUCCUCCUAGCUUCAACUGCCUCGGUACUUGCUGCUCCCCGCCCAUCAGGAGAACUUGAAUCCCGGAAACAAUUCAAAGGCAAGGAUGGUAUGGUAGUUAACAUCGACGACGCUGCACCAGGGAAAACCGAAAAACGCAACUCACAAACUUUCAAGAGCAAAGGUGGCUUCACUGUCACAAUCUCAGAUGCUACCUCAGGAAGCGACAAGCGUGACACUAUUGAGGCUCGCUCUUCGGAUUAUGUAUCAUCUUGUGGAGGAACUUCUGGUUGGAUCCCAAUUGCAGAUUCCCAAUCACCUUCUACUGGUAUAUGGCCCUUCCAAAAGGAAGGCACAUGGUACUGGUAUGUACUUCCAAUUUUUUUCUUCAAAACGUAUGACUAAACAGCGUUGAAAAGGGGAUACCAAAACACCGUGACCGGGUUCUGUAAUGGUGUUGCAGCUGAUUACGAUGGUAAUCCAUUCAACAUUGCACCUGGAAAAAUUCUUUCCAGUACUCGAACAUGGCAAUUUGAAUUAGAAGGUAAUGGCCGUCGAGUUGGUCUCAAAAACUUCGUCGCUGGACACAUUGAAUGUAAGCUAAAGUAUAAUUACAUUAGCGAAGAACGAUUCUAACAGCAAUCCUCAGUUGAAAUCCAUAACAAGAGUAAAGACAACCACAUUCCCGAUAAAGACAAGUGCAUCGAGUACUUGAUGAAAAUGGCUGCCACAGACUCAAGCUGCUAUGGCUCCAACAACAAAGAUACCAAGGGAGGAACUUGGCAAGGUGAGUAAUCUCAUUUCUUCCUCUCCUUUAAAAUUUCAGGAACUGACUGGAAUAAAAUAGUUCGAGCGGACAAAAUCAGCUACCAUGCUCUCCCAGCAAAGGAUUAAGGGGCUUCGUGAUGGUGACACGCUGGAUACUUUCCCUUAUCUUCGAUUUUCUUUUGUAGAGUGGCACAGCAUGGAAUGAGGUGCAUUUGUAUUUCGGCGGAUUUGCACCUUAC